AUUAGGAGUUGCAGAAGUAGCGGAUUUAAAAACUUUCUGUCCGCAAGUGUGUUGGUGGAAAAAGCGCUAGAUGAAGAGUCCCUGGCUGUGAAAAGGGAAAAAUGGCUUUUUAAACUGUCACUCGUCUUCCUGCUCACCGUCAAGCUCCGCGUGCUUUGCUCCCGCAACGCACCGCAAGACUAUUCCGAAACUAUGGGGUCUUCAGGUGUUUCCACAAUUCUUUCAUCCACUCAGUGCACGCUUUGUGCUUUUGAACAAUUUAAUCGACGCAGACGACACAAUGGCGGCAUCGAUCCUUCGCAGGAAAAUUCCUCCCAUUUCCACAGGCGAGCUCGGCGCUCCCCCUCUCCGACAGGCUAGCCACAGCCAAUCACGGCCCAGGUCGGGGGCGGAGCCAGCGGAGAGGCAGCACUUAAUUGGUGAUGGUCACUCAGAUUGGAUGACGGAAAAAGUUGAUUUGUCUUCAUUUGUGUCGACGACCGAGUCUUCUCCCAGCUCAUCCCUUCCACCCUCGCCGUUAGAACAAGAUGUCAAGGUGCCCUCGGAUCUGGAGGUCAUGACCUCUCUACUGCAGGAGGAGCUGGCUCAGCUGGAGGACUACUUCCGCUCCGAGUCCACGUCCACAACAAACAAGUUGGAGAAAUCCUCAAAAUGUGACAAGGGUGCUCAAGCCAUGGGCUCCCAGUCUUAUUACCAGUUACCCUAUGGCUCGUAUGGGACCAGCCAAUCAGAAACCAGCCCUGUGGUUGUUACCUUGGCAACAGGGGAACUGGACCUGGCCAGCUUUUGCGGCGGUCCCAUCGGCAGAACCAAAAUCGCGCGACCCGCUCCGUACAACUACCACCACCGCUACCACCACAACAACGGGCGAAGAAUCCUCAGCGAGGCGGUGAAAGUCGGGGAGGAAGUCGGACUCGAUACGUGGGGCUCGAGGGGAAGUUACUCAGGAAGCACAGAGUUGUCUGUGAACCAUUACUCCACGCUGAAGACGGUGAGCAAGAACAGCCUCGGGAGCGUCAAGAAGGUGAGAGAAUGUGCUUUAUCGUUGAAGGAAGAGGAGAGUUAUUGUUUUUCAGAAGGAAUGUUUUGCAGCGAAGAGAUUGCCCGAGGUUUUUGUCUGGGUGGCUCGUACGACGGCCACCACAAGCGAGAGGGACAGUUGAUGCACAACGUGAAGGUCAAUGUAAGUUACGACAGCACGGGGCUCGAGGUCUUGCACUGCAGCAAAGACGGAGGACUUUCCGGAAGUAUGCCCCAAGAGACAAUGGUGGCCGGCGACGGCUACUUCCACCAGUCGAUGGCCAGCACGGAGCCUUACCAUAGCUUUAUAGGUGACCUCGACCAGCCGCCACAAGCACAGGCUGUAGAGCCCCAACAUGGCCACUACCUCUAUCCAGAAUGCCUUGCAGACCAAAGCUACGAAUGUCUGUCCAGAGGGGACGGCGAGGGGACGCUCAUGGGCGCCCCCAUCCACCGCCCCACCCAGAGGCUAAAGGACGAGCCCUGCUCCAUCAAGCCGUCCCUGGUGAUGGGCGCCGCUUCUCUGGAAGGCAGCAGCGGAGAGAGGAAGCAGAAGAAGAGAGACCAGAACAAAACUGCUGCUCACAGGUAACAGCUGCACUGUGAUUUAUGGAUGUGGAAAAGCAUGAACCGUGAACGCCCGAAAAAGGCUUUUUCCUGCUAGUGAAUCAUCACUGAUUAUAUUAUUUUUU
Plectropomus leopardus (leopard coralgrouper) is the source of this 1712-nucleotide messenger RNA. Lineage: Eukaryota; Metazoa; Chordata; Actinopteri; Perciformes; Serranidae. The record is from RefSeq and is a predicted model, not a curated record.